AUGACCCAAAGAAGUAAAAGUGAUGAUGAUGGGAGUCUUAGAUAUGUAACACUUGGUUUUGCUCGUGGUGAUGAGACGAGGGACCGUACUACCAACCUUUCGAAACCAUGCCCGACAACGAAGACCGAUUGUAAGGUGAAAAUUAAUGCAAUCAUGGUUGGUGAUAUCUUGCGCAUAACUACUGUUCAAAAUUCACACAACAAUAGGCUAAGUCCACGAAAGACAAGAUUCUUUAGAUGUAAUCGAGCUAUUGCUGAUUCUGUAAAGAGGCAAUUAGACAUUAACGACAAGGCAGGUAUAAGUAUGACCAAAAGUUUUAACGCAUUGGCUGUCAAGGCUGGUGGAUUCGAGAAUUUGAAAUUUAUUGAGAAAGAUACACAGAAUUAUAUUGAUAAGGCCCGACACCUUAGACUUAGCAAAAGAGGUGCUGAUGCACUUCGUGGGUAUUUUGAGAGAACACAAUAUAAGAAUGAUGGGUUUUACUUGUUGAUAGAUUUGGAUGACAAUUGUGGCGCCCUCGACCCCCACAUGUGA
Juglans microcarpa x Juglans regia is the source of this 534-nucleotide messenger RNA. RefSeq lists its product as uncharacterized. The transcript has a single exon. The record is from RefSeq and is a predicted model, not a curated record. The coding region runs from base 1 to 534 and encodes 177 amino acids. NCBI's taxonomy places the organism in Eukaryota, Viridiplantae, Streptophyta, Magnoliopsida, Fagales, Juglandaceae.